Molecule: messenger RNA, 300 nt
Organism: Didymosphaeria variabile
Lineage: Eukaryota; Fungi; Ascomycota; Dothideomycetes; Pleosporales; Didymosphaeriaceae
Exons: 2
Coding region: 1-300 (99 amino acids)
Source: RefSeq, a predicted model, not a curated record
AUGAUGUUUGUCACCGCAAGGAAAGCCGCCGAAAACCCGAUGGUUCGCGUUGCUUGGAGGUGCAGGUUAGCCACCGGAUUAACACCCACAGCGAUCAUGGUCACAAAAACAGAGCCGCAAAUGGACAGGAAUGCUACAUUGAACGAGGAAGAUCGUCUGCGCGGCCCCGCCAAACUCACGACCGAAGGGCCCAAGAAGCACCUCGCCCGCAUCGGCGAGAUUGUGGACCUUCGCAAUUGCUUGGUUAGUACUCGAGUCCAAUUAGGUGCAAAAUACGUACAUGCGGAUACGCUGCUUUGA